Molecule: messenger RNA, 674 nt
Organism: Ilex paraguariensis (yerba mate)
Lineage: Eukaryota; Viridiplantae; Streptophyta; Magnoliopsida; Aquifoliales; Aquifoliaceae
Source: the annotation of a GenBank genome assembly
GUAAAACAAGCAUAUAACACUCAUUCUUCUAACUUUCAAAGCUACUUUCCUGCUAUUUUAUCUCUCCUCAAGCUUUGAUCUGCUCUUGGCUGCAUUGCAAGCAAGUUCUUUGUUUGUGUACAGAGAGAGAGAAACAAUUUAGAAGUUGUUGAAAUGGAUAGGGUGAGAGACUUGGCGUCGAAGAAGGCUGCAGUGAUCUUCACCAAGAGUUCAUGUUGCAUGUGUCACAGUAUCAAGGCACUGUUCUAUGAACUUGGUGCAAGUCCUGCAGUUCAUGAACUUGAUCAAGAUGCAAAAGGAAAACAAAUGGAGGUCGCCCUUAGAAGCCUGGGCUGUAACCCUACAGUCCCAGCUGUGUUCAUAGGAGGAAAGUUUGUUGGUUCAGCCCCAGAGAUCAUAUCCCACCAUCUCGACGGGUCUUUGAAGCAAAUGCUCAUUGAUGCAGGAGCUAUCUGGUUCUAGCAGACUCAAAAUAACCCCCUACCGUGUCAGGGUUCAAGUUAUACCACCAAAAUGAGCUUGAUCCUAAAACGAAAAAAAAAAAAAAGUUUUACCUAGUGAUUUUCUGUUUCUUCCCCCAACUUUGGUGAAUGGUGACUAUUUUAUUGAAAAGGUCACCCUGUAAAAAUGGAUAAUAGAUACUGUAAGUUUUUAACUGGCUGUUUUUUUUUUUU